Molecule: messenger RNA, 2463 nt
Organism: Engraulis encrasicolus (European anchovy)
Lineage: Eukaryota; Metazoa; Chordata; Actinopteri; Clupeiformes; Engraulidae
Exons: 4
Coding region: 898-2463 (521 amino acids)
Source: RefSeq, a predicted model, not a curated record
UAUUUUGCCAUUUAUUCAUAAUGUAUGCAGAAACUUGAUUUAUAUCUCUCUUUGAGUUCAUUCAAAUGACCACUAGAGGGUGCUACCUGCAUGGGGAAUGUGCUGGGAAAGCGUUGCCCUCCUAGACAGGAAGCUGCUACGUUUUCAUUCAAUAACACCACAGCAUCGAGAUGAAAGCAGUAGUCCUGACUCCUUCUUUCUUCUUUUGAUUUCUUCACUCAUCAGGUAUGCAACUCGUUUGAAACUUCAACUGACUUUGUAUAAGGUUUGAAACAUUACGAAAUGAUGUUGUUUGUUAUGUUAUCAGUUGCCAAUGUGUUAAUUUUGAAUGGGGGAAAAGUUGGCUAGUUAUGGGAACGAGUGCAAGCUAACAUGUAAAAGCGCGGGUCUUUGCUAAUCGUCGCAAGCCUUUGUGUUCAUUUAGAAAAGUGAAACUUGAUGCCGCGUAUCUCAUGAUCUUUAAAAAGAUUGCACACAAGUGUAAUGCAGUAGUAAAAUGUUGGUCUACAUUUCUGUAUUAUGUUUGUGACUUUUUCAUUGCAAGUGAUUGCCACUGUCUGUAUGAGAUCCAGUACUGCCUGCACUAUUCUGUUGAGUUUUACAGUAUCAGCCACAGUGAAGCGGAUAAUGGACUUCUUGUAACUGAGAGUGCAACAUUUUGGAGGCCCCAGCGAGGAUGGAUGCGUGAGAGGUCCUACUCCAAGAGGCAGUACCCCAUCCUGCAUUCAGACUCACCACUACACCUGGAAGAUCAGCGGAGCACAGCAGCACGGCGGUCGGGCAAGAAGGACAGAGUCAUCUGAGGUUGUAUCGUGCUAACCAGGAGAGCUACAGGUUCCACCUUGCCACGAACACGUCCUGCUUCACUGCAUCACUGGUCAUCUGUUCUUAACAAACAUGGAUGUUUUGGUGGACUUACAACUUGAAGUAAUUGGGUUGCUUUAUACUCUAACUAGUGAACAACUGGUACAUGUAUGUGAGUUUUUGGGAAUAGCCCAAGAUGAUUUCUCUGAUAAAGGUCGUUCCUUUUUGAUUACACAAAUUACACAACACAUGGAUAAAGAUGAGAUACGCGAUCUAGAAGAUAAGGGUAUGUCACUCUUUCUUAGUCUUAGUGACAAAAUUGCCUCAGUCAAGCUGCCCACGAGUGCCCAAGCUACACCAGCUCCAGGCACACACCCCCCUAACCAACCACAGGCACAACAGAUAGAAUUGUUAUCAGAACAGGAAAAACUCCAGAAACAGAUCGAAGACCUACAGUUAGCUUUACAAAGGUCAUUACAAUCUCAGCAACAGGGUGGUAGGAACGAAACAUUAGCCAGUAAUCAGAAUACCCCUUCUGCGCCUACCCAAAAUCAUGCACAGUCAUCUGUUCUCAACCCCUGGCAUAGAGAAUUCAGGAUCACAGGGCAAAUUGGAGAACCAGGACAAAAGGACAGGCUUACCUUUUCCAGUCUGGCUCACCAGAUCGAAACCGGAUUAAACAAAAAAGUCCCUGAAUAUGAAAUUGUCCAUGCAGUUAUAAAGUCCAUAGCACCAGGCAUGCAAUUGCGGAGCUACUUGGAGGGCAAAGCAGAUUUGACUCUCCCCGUGCUGAGGAGAAUACUCCGAUCUCACUACCAAGAAAAGGGUGCAACAGAGCUCUACAAACAACUGACAGCAGAGGUACAAAAUGGCAAAGAGACGCCACAGAACUUUCUUUUCCGAGUGCUUGAUCUAAGACAAAAGAUAAUUUUCGCCUCUCAAGAGGCCGAGUCUGGUCUGAGGUAUGACCCCAUCCUUGUGCAGAAUAUGUUUCUGCAUUCUGUCCUGACAGGGCUGCAAAAUGACAACAUAAGAAAUGAUAUAAAGCCUUACCUGCAACAGGCAGAUGUGAAUGAUGAAGUCCUGCUAGAGAAGGUAAACAUUGCCUGUAUGACUGAAACAGAGAGACAAAACAAAAGGAAAGAGAUACAUCCACAGCGGUCCAUAGGUGCUCACUCAGCUCAGUGCACUGAGGCUCAGGCUGUGUCUGAGAAGAAAAGGGAGAUCCCAGAAAAUAAAACCAAGCCGAAUCUUCUGGAUGAGCUAAAGGAAAUUAAAGCAGAUAUUGCUGUUCUGAAGAACUUAAGCACUGAAGUGUGUCAGAUUCGAGACUCCAUCCAGUAUCCACAAGUGGCCUUAACACAAAACUUACCCACACCCGGCAUUGAUACCCGUCAGUUUGAUUAUAUGCCCACAGGCUACUGGCGUGAUGGUGGCCGAGGACGAGGUGGAACGGCGCAAUUCCAGCAAGGCUAUGCACCCCAACGGCUGUCAGCAAGACCCCUGGACGAAGACACGAUUUUGGUGGUUGAACCAGAUGUUGACCCCCAGUGGCCAGAAGGGCUAGAAUUGAACGAAACAGUGGUGCAGUUAAAAGCAGGUGCUUCCCCCUACAUCACGGUGAAUAUCAACAGUGUGGCCAAAACCAUGCAUCAGUGA